AGGCGCACAUAUAUGAAUUAUUGUGGGUAACCAUGGCAGAAAAAGAUAAUGCUAAGUAGAACUGAUGCUGAUCCGAAUUUUUUAAUUCCGCGACAGACUUAUGAAAUGUUGCUGUCUCCGAAAAUAGACCAUGCGAAAAUGAAUAAAAUAUUAUGUUGUCUACGCCAACACUAGCUUUAAAAUCGCAUGGUUAAGUAUUCGCACACCACACGGCACAUAUAGAUAAGUGAUAUUGUACGAUGUAAGCAAGCAUAAAUAAUGUAUAACAUGCUUAACAUUUGCGUUUCACUGAUGUGACACUGAUGUAUAGUAAUUGUGGACACUUGGCAAACAUGGCUACAUGUAUUCAUCAGAGAUGCUAUUGACAUAUAUUUGCAACAAAUAUUACAACAUUAAUUGGUAUGCAGUUAGAGAAUACUAAAUGAGAAGCAUCCAAGUCGACGAAUCUUGUGCCACCAGAAAUACAAUAUGGAGAGACGUCUCUCAAUACAAAAACUGGUGUUAGGAGUGACCAUGGCCGUAGCUGUGUAUGGGAUUAUCGUAACUUACCAACUCUUUGCCACUUACAGGGAAUUUUACAUGAAACACACCAGUGCUGAAAAUGUCAAUAACAUUGCUAAAACAGUCAAUUUAAUAGAAAAUUCUCAGAUGCUGAAUCAGCCACAGGAUGAGGGGGGUAUGCCCAUUGUAAAUUUUACCGAUAUGAGUUUUUUUAUGCAAGAUAAACAACCGGCGCAGGACCAGAGCGGACAAAGUCCAGGCUUAAGUGAUGCUUUACUACCCAACCUCCUACAAAACACAGGAAACGAAGGGUUUGGUUCCGCCAUUGACACUUUAGCCCAAGGUGAAGGUCAGGGUAGUUUUCAGAGAGUCGACACCUUCGGCCAAUCAGUAGAUGAGAACAAAGGAAACGUUGAAGCAAAGUCCAUGCUCCCUGUUGAGGGAUUAGAGGCCUUAGAAACUUUGAAACGACCCAUAGGCAUCCAUAAAGUAUACCAGUGCUAUCCAAAGACUCACGUAAAAGUCACAAAAGUACACAGGUGCGCCUCCACCACCGUCGGCAACAUAAUUCUUACCUUUGCCUUCUUACACGAUUUAAGUGUUGCGACGCCUAGCGUUGUUCGUUCGCUAGAUCAGAAUGGGGACCAUUUGUUCAAAUAUGACGUCAUUACCCAGUUUGGUUACCAGAAUGACGAGUUGUUGCGUAAAAUGAUGGACAGUGACGUCAUUUCUGUUGGUUUCAUCCGAAAUCCUCUGGCACAAUAUGUCUCAUCUUUGCAUUAUCACAGAGGCAAGAUCCAGUCCCAGUUGCAGUCAAAUAAUUUUCUAAAAGAAUUCAUGACAAGAUAUCAAAUAUUGAAAACUGUGCAGCAACUGCCACCUGGAUUGAAACGAAACAACAUUGCCAAUGAAUUUGGAUUUCGCGAAGAAGAUUCUGAUAAUGAGAUAGCAAUUCAAGAGUUUAUGGAACGAGUAGUAAAUAUGUUUGAUAUCGUAAUUUUAGUGGAAUAUUUUGACGAAAGUUUAGUUUUAAUGAAGCGAAUGCUUUGCUGGGAUUUUCAAGACAUAGUAUACGAAAGUAGACUGACAUCACAGUAUUCAUACGACCAUUUAAUCGACAAUGAACUCUUGGAAAUGCACAGAAACUGGAGUUCAUUGAACUAUAAACUGUAUGAUUAUUUCCAGCAAAGAUUUGUCCAGCAAGUGCAGGCACAAGGCAAAGACUUUUUUGAAGAGGUAAAAAUGUUUAAGAAAACAAACGAAGAACUGUCCACAUACUGCAAACAAUGUUCCUACACUUUACUGCCCCACCCUGCUACUAAGCCUGCGUUCCAUGCGGAUGCCACCCCCUGGUCCAUGGAGAUGACUGUUACCUGUCCUUUCUGCUGGAUUAUGAAAAAUGCAAGAAAGGUGUUUCAAGGUUGACAUUUUUUAUGCUUUAAUGCUUUUGAGGAUGAUAAACGUGAACGCUACAACAUCACUUGUCGCCAAAUCUAAAAGCCUUGAUUUUUCUAUUUCUUAUCUUUUUAUAAACACUUUGGAUGCAUACAUUUGGAUUCACGAGAGAUUUGAUUCCAAUAUAAAAAAUAAACAGUUAAGUACCACCGGCCAGUAUCUUUUAAAUUCCGUAUAUCGUCUAUGAACGGGGUUAUUAUAUACAUAAGUGCAGUUACUAUCACGUUUACAGUGCGUGUCAUAUUAUUGCCGCUCAGCAGUGAUUGUAAAGAUAAAUGAAAACAAUGAAUGGACUUUCCUGGGGCCAUCGAUAGAGACAAAUUAUUAGUCGAUUUGGCUUUAGCUGAAGGAAACAUUGCGUAACUUGUAUUAACAUAACGCAUAAAACUACACUUUUUGGACAAUAAAAAAAAAUAAAACGCCUAAUACUGGACAUCGUUGAUAACGCAUCUUCGUAAGCCCAGUAUUAUAUUUGUUUUUGUUUUUUUUCAUAUGUGAUAUUGAUCACUCUACCGGAUGAGCCAGAACACCAAAUCUACUGAUAUUUACCAAUGAUGCAGAAUUGUCGUCCUUGGAAAUAGUAACUGUUAUCUAGAAAAAAGAAUAAAAAGAAUAGCUCCCACUAUAAAAAUCUACGUUUUGUCCAUUUGUGGAAGGUAAACGUAAAUCCGAAAAAGAAAUAGUAACAUCAACAAGGGUAGAUGAACGAUAGCUACACUCUUUGCUUAAAUUAUGAAUAUGUCGAAAGUUGAAAGCAUUAUGAUAACUUUUAUGUCGCAAAACCUUUGAUAUAGAAGGCUGUAGCAAUGACAACCAAACACAACUAAAUACAGUUGUAUACGCUUUGUAACAAAGCUGUGAGGAACACGUGCAUGUUCCAUUCUAAUCACUGGUUGUCAGGAACCACAGUAUAGAAAAAAGUGUAAUUAGUACUUUUAAAACUCAUUCAUGAUGUUGUAUUAACUCAAUCAGAGGAAGCCAUUGUUUGAUAAAAUUCAUACAUGGGAAGCCAAGUUGUAUAAGUAGCUUCAGAUAAUACUUCACACCUUGCAGUUCAAAUUUUAAUGUCCUUUGUUUCAAAGCUAGUAAUCUGCUAGACUUUGAUUACAGGGUGUUAUUAGGAGUGCCCACCAGGAGUGGGUGGACUUGUGUAUGAAGUAACCAAUCAGUUUUUAAGUUAUGUGAUUGACAAUUUAGUUGAUAAAGUUUGGUAUAAAAAUCUGUAAACUUAAAUCUAGAGGGGAGAGAAUAUAUAGAGAAGUGAGUGUAUAAUGUGGAGA
Molecule: messenger RNA, 3236 nt
Organism: Lingula anatina
Lineage: Eukaryota; Metazoa; Brachiopoda; Lingulata; Lingulida; Lingulidae
Product: galactose-3-O-sulfotransferase 2
Biological process (GO): glycolipid biosynthetic process
Cellular component (GO): membrane
Molecular function (GO): galactosylceramide sulfotransferase activity
Source: RefSeq, a predicted model, not a curated record